AUGGCUGCCGUCGCAUCAUCAAGUUUCAUUAAAGCAGCUCUUAUAACCACUCCCUUGUGUCGUGUCUCUGAACACAUCAAAGAAGAACCGACCCAGAAUAUGGAUCUAGCAGCUCAAAUUAUUGCUCUCAUUGCCUUGACCUCAGAGCCCUCUGAGUCCCCAGCUGUCUUAACCUCUCAACCCUCUGCAUCCCCAGCUGCCUUGACCGCUGAGCCCUCUGAGUCUCCAGCUGCCUUGACCUCAGAGCCCUCUGAGUACCCGGGUGCAUUGACCUCUGAGCCCUCUGCGUCCCCAGCUGUCUUGACCUCUGCAUCCACAGCUGCCUUGACCACUGAGCCCUAUGUGUACCCAGCUACCUCGACCUCUGCGUCCCCAGCUGCUUCAACCUCUGCAUCAACAGCUGCCUUGACCACUGAGCCCUCUGCACCCCCAGCUGCCUUGACCUCUGCGUCCCCAACUGCCUUGACCUCUGCGUCCCCUGCUGCCUUGACCUCUGAGUCCCUGGUCGCCUUGACCUCACUGUCUGAGUCCCUGGCCACCUUGACCUCUGAGACCUCUGAGUUCCUGCCCUCUGAGUCUUCACCCUCUGAGUCUCUGCCUCAAGUUGCUCCGCCCUUUGAGUCUCUGCCUUCAGCUGCUCCAUCCUGGUCGCCUGGAAUGCCCUGGCCUCCGGAUCCUCCGACAGCUCCGCCCUGGUCUCUUGGUCCGGCGGCUCUGCCCUGA
Molecule: messenger RNA, 723 nt
Organism: Myxocyprinus asiaticus (Chinese sucker)
Lineage: Eukaryota; Metazoa; Chordata; Actinopteri; Cypriniformes; Catostomidae
Product: putative protein TPRXL
Exons: 3
Coding region: 1-723 (240 amino acids)
Source: RefSeq, a predicted model, not a curated record